Messenger RNA from Coregonus sp. 'balchen', 1431 nucleotides. The record is from the annotation of a GenBank genome assembly. Lineage: Eukaryota; Metazoa; Chordata; Actinopteri; Salmoniformes; Salmonidae.
CACAGGCUGCAGUUCUCCUUCAGUUCAUCAGUGACUCGCAGGUUUCUCCUCCCAGACACUACUCUACUGUCUAUCCCUGCAGAGUGGAGCUGUGGCAGCCAGGUGGUGGUCAUGGGUCCCGAUGACCUCUUCGUGUCUGUCACCAGUUGCUGUGAUAAGAGCCUACCUGAAGGAGAUAACAGUCACUGUCUGCACGUGUACAUUAGCAUGAUACAUAUGGAGUGGGAAUAGCUUAAGACAAGUCUUACACUUGUUAUUUUCUGAUGUUUCAGCUCACUGAACAGGCCCUUUGGAAGUAGAAUUUUAACCCCUUCAGGCAUUAGUAUGAACUGCCAGAUCCUGGACUUCUCCUGGCCAAAUAAAACCCAGGGACUGCUAAGAUCCAACCUGGUAACAACAUACCACAGUACAUCCCAAACAUUUUACCUUUAGGCUGUAUAAUGUAUUAACAUAACAUUAUACUCUUUCAAUCUGAGCCCCAGCUAGAGAACAGGCCGUUUCGUAGCCGGCCGCGACCGGGAGACCCAUGGGGCGGCGCACAAUUGGCCCAGCGUCGUCCAGGGUAGGGAGGGAAUGGCCGGCAGGGAUGUAGCUCAAUUGGCAGAGCAUGGCGUUUGCAACGCCAGGGUUGUGGGUUUGAUUCCCACGGGGGGCCAGUAUGAAAAAAUAAAUAAAUAAAUAAUGUAUGCACUCACUAACUGUAAGUCGCUCUGGAUAAGAGUGUCUGCUAAAUGACACAAAUGUAAAUGUAAAUGUAGAGAAACAACCAUUUUGUAGAAAUAUCCUAUAUCAACAUUUUUGUUUGCUUGGCAGAGGAACAAGGUCCAGCCAGGCAAGUGGCCUCUAUCAUUUAUUAUGCCCACAAUUGUGAUACCGUCUCUAGGUAAAUGUGGCUCCUAUGUGGCCCUGGGAUCUUCUAAUGGAGAGCACAGCCUCAGUGGUAUCACCCAGGUCUGACAAACGUUUUUUAAAACCCAUACAAUCUUUACAUUUUCAUGCCUGUUGUUGUCUAGAAGCUAAUUUCCUUGUAAUUUCAUUACCUUUCAUUAUGUGCUUUUUGUGUCAUGUAUUGAUUAAUGUUUUAUCAUUCCACAAAAAACUGAAUGAUAGCAUAUCCCUAGGACGACUCCAUCCCCAGCAUCAGCCGAGCAGCCUCCUGGUGGACUGUGAGCAUUUCUGAUGUUUUUCUUUAUCUGCACCUCAUUGUGGGUGGGAAAUCAGCUUUGAAAUGGUUUGAAACCUCAACUCACUUUUUCUUAUUCCCAUCUUCCCAACUGUCUCCCCUCAGCUGAGUUCCUGGAGGAGGAUGUGAAGGUGUUGAAAGGACACCCUGUCCACAGGAUGGGGCUGCUGUCCCUGGUGCAGGAUGCCCAGAGGACCAACGACAUCAUUAGGGGCAUUGUUGACCCUCGUGCUGUGGAUGGCUCUGCC